This is a messenger RNA of Mauremys reevesii (Reeves's turtle), 2865 nucleotides long. It is a transcript of the gene CSF3, whose product is annotated as colony stimulating factor 3. Gene Ontology annotation, cellular component: extracellular region. Bases 134 to 685 code for a protein of 183 amino acids. Gene Ontology annotation, biological process: positive regulation of myeloid cell differentiation; immune response; positive regulation of cell population proliferation. Lineage: Eukaryota; Metazoa; Chordata; Testudines; Geoemydidae. The record is from RefSeq and is a predicted model, not a curated record. The transcript is spliced from 5 exons. Gene Ontology annotation, molecular function: cytokine activity; growth factor activity.
UGAGAUCUUGCCAAAGUAAGUAUGAACCUUCACUCGACAGCCACUGAUUUCCUAAGUGCUUGGAUUUAUUCUAGGUGAGGGGGCUGCUGUUCUGCCAUUGCUAGUCAGCACUGUGCUGUGUCUGGGAUGCACCAUGCUGCACGCAGCUCCCCUGCCGGAGUUCUCCGGGGAUCAGGAUUUCCAGCAAUUCCUGCAGAAGGACCUGGAAUACAUCCGCAAAAUCAAAGGGGACGUCGCCCAGGUGCAGGAGCUUGUGUGCACGACCCUCCAGCUCUGCAACGAGGAGGAGCUGAUGCUUGUCAAGCAGAAACUGGGCAUUUCCCAGGCCCCGCUGGAUCAGUGUCACAGCAAGACCUUCCAAGUGGAUGCCUGCUUCAGCCAGAUCCGGGACGGGCUCCAAAUCUACCACGGCCACCUCGCCCUCCUCCUCCAGCUCCUGCCGGCUCACUCCAGCCGCCUGGACGCCCUCCGGCUGGACGUCUCAAACCUGUCCACUAACAUCCAGCAGCAGAUGGAGGAUCUGGGUCUGAACACGGUGACGUACCCCAAGGCCGAGGGCCAGGGCACCCUCCCCAGCCUCUCGUCCGACUUCGACCGACAAGCCAGCGGAUUCAUCAUCCCCGCCAACUUCAAGCGCUUCCUGGAGACGUCCUUGCGGGCCCUCCGCCACCUCACGCUGGUGUAAAGGGGCGCGGGGACGCGCUUCCCCCACCGCAGCCUCCGGCCCAGCCUUGGGGAGGCUCUGGGCUUUGAGAUCUAAGGGGGAGCUUUACGGGGGGGUGUCUCUGAGCGGGGGGAAGGGCAGCGUCUCCCAGCCGGAGGAUGCUCUGCUCAUCCAGCCUGGAUUCUCCCUUAUUCCCAGCCCAUCCCGCACCCCCUCCACUCUGCAAAGCAACAACCAAGGCUCUUAACUAUUGGACUGGGAUAUUAGCAGCAGCUGCCCCCUCCCUCUUUGGGUCAGUGGCAACCCCUGCCCCAAACCCCUGUUUACUAUUCCCCAGGGUUUGGGGCUGGGCAUGGUUCUCUUUUAGGGCGACCAGAUAGCAAGUCUGAAAAAAUCAGGAUGGGGUGGGGGGUAAUAGGUCCCUCCAUAAGACAAAGUCUCAAAUGCUGGGACUGUCCCUACAAAAUCAGGCUCUCUGGUCACCCUAUGCUAUUUAAAGGUUAUUUAUUUCUCAUUUGUGAGCUUCACCACUGGUUGGUGCAUCCACGCAUGCAGCCCCAAUGCAAACACUGCCCGGAUUAUUUAAUAUUUAUCACUAUUUAAUAUAUUUAUAGGGGUUUGGAACCUGUUGGGAGAAGUAUUUAAGUGCAACUAGUCUAUGGUAUGUUUUUAAAGUCAAAAUCCAUUCCCUUUAUAACAAACCACGGGCAUCAUUCCCGAAUGUUUUGCAGCAUCAGCAAAUCUAGGAGCAGGGCCUGGGAUGCUGGCCGUGCAUUGUGAUGUGUGUGUCCAGUGUAAUUACUGUUUAAUAUUUAAACAAAUGAGCGUCUCCAGUACCAGAUGUUUGCUCUUUGGUAGCUGGACCAAGCACAGGGCUGGGCGCCAACAGCUCCUGGCCCAACUCCCUGUGGGAUCUUGGCUAACAAUCAGUGCCUCAGUUUCCCCAUGUCAAAUGGAGGAUGCUAACGUUUACCUACCUCACAAAGCUGGUGUGAGGCUUCAUUUUCCCUUGUCCAGCCAAGGGCAAGGUCUGAGUGAGGAGGACGGUAGAGCACCUGCAGAGAAGGGUUUGCUGGGAGCACUCGGCCAUUGAGCGUGGAGAAGCCUGCGCUCUGGAAAGCCUCCAGAGCUUUGGGUUAGGUCCCAAGCACGCAGUGCGUAACACAAGCCACUUCGCUCCUGGCUUGAGCACAAGCCUGCCGGGCGGCGGGCAAAUGGACCAGGGCUCCUGGGCUCUAUUCCUGGCUCACCCCACAACUAGCUGCAUGCCCCUAGGCAUGUUGCUUCCCUUAUCCUUGCCUCAGUUUCCCCAUCUAUAAAGAGGGAUAAUCCCCUUUAUCCUCAGCUGAAGGCACUUUAAAAGGGCAUUUUCCUUCCUGGCUUGUGGGCAGUGCAGGGACAGAACUGGCUAACAUUGUUUGUGUUAUGAUAGUGCAUUAAUGCAUAACCGAGUAUUAUUAUUUAACAGACUUGGCAGGAGGGCAGGCUCCUUAAUUAGCAAAGUCCUUGGCUGGGGAAUUGUUUAUGCACAGCCAUUCUCACUGAAUGACAGGGAGGUUUCCAGCUCACCCUCCCAGAAAACCAGCUUUUCUGUAACUUUUCUUAUUUAUAUUUUUCAAUCCACUGUUCCUCCUCGUUCACCCAUGAGAUUUACAUUCAUGUCAAACUGAUUUUAUUUAUUAUAAUUUAACUUAAUAGUAAGAAUUAAGAUAUCAAUCAUUAACUAUUAUCACUCCUUUAAUGUCAAAUGAUUUUUUGCCGAGAAUAGCUCAGACCUGAUUCCUACCAGACUUCUGACUGGCUCAAAUUCCAGCUACCCUGAAUCCACCCAGUGUGGAUUGGGCUGGCAGGGACCGGCGUUGCCUGUAUGUUUCAAAGCUGUCACCGACAGACAGCCCACGUGAAUUUCAACAUAAAUCACAUUGUACUAGAUUAGCGGAGACUGUGCAAUUCUACCUCCCCGGAUGAUCCAGAUGAAGAAUGUCCAUUCUUGAAUGGACGGAGUUUAAUUAAAAAAAACAAAGGCAAGAUCUUCAUUGACAAAUUCUGGAGUUUUGCCUAUUAGAUUGGCGAAAUGCCCAGCAGAGUGCGAUAUUCUGUAAUUGUCUUGAACUGGUUUAUAUUGCAAUGUGUACUAUUUAUUACUGCGGCUGGGUUUGGCUCAGACCAAAUGGAUUUGUAUUUUUAUUUAAAACAGAGAA